AUGCAACGGAAUCAAUCACUGGAACCAUCGACGAUUCUAACGAAACCACAACUACAUCGACGACCACAACAACUGCUACUACAACAUCAACAAGUGCAACUAGCAGCACAACAACGGCCGCGACCACUUCAACAACAGGAACCACCAUCAUCACGUCCAUUACUAGUACUUCGAUCACCGACACUACUAGCACCUCAUCGACUACUAGCACAACAACGUCCGACACGAGUACCACUACCACAACUACGUCGACAACCACAACUACAAGCACCGCAACCACAGAAACUACUAGCACAACAUCCAGUACCAGUAC
Molecule: messenger RNA, 313 nt
Organism: Adineta steineri
Lineage: Eukaryota; Metazoa; Rotifera; Eurotatoria; Adinetida; Adinetidae
Source: the annotation of a GenBank genome assembly